AUGUUCCUGUGUUCGCGACUCCUACUAUCAUUCAGUGCACUGGCACAUGCGGCCCCUUUCUUGCAACGCGACAACACAAUUCCGUUGAGUGUCGAUUUGGGUUACACCAAAUAUGAAGGUCAGGUAUUCAAUGUUGGAGUUGGGAUCAAGCAAUGGCUUGGGAUGCGAUUUGCUGCUCCACCGACUGGAGAGCUACGAUGGAGAGCACCAGUAGAUCCGGUUGUAAAUAAUACUGUACAAAGUGCAAAGAAUUUUGGUCCUGUCUGUAUAGGGGUGGGUCAGACAAUUGGUCCAGAGCUCAAUGAGGAUUGUCUCUUCAUCAAUAUCUUCUCACCAGCAAAUGCAACAGAGAAUUCAAAACUUCCCGUUUGGUUCUACAUCCAGGGUGGAGGAUAUUCGGGUGAUACCAAUAACAAUUACAACGGAACUGAUAUUAUCAACCGAUCAGGCGGGAAUCUGGUCUUUGCUCAAAUCAAUUAUCGAGUUGGUGCUUUUGGGUUUCUUGCUAGUGAGAGGGUAAGAGAUGAUGGAGAUCUGAACGUUGGUUUCUUGGAUCAAAGAAAGGCAUUAGAAUGGGUACAAAAGUAUAUCUCGAAGUUCGGAGGAGACCCUGGUCAUGUCGCUAUUCACGGAGACUCAGCAGGUGCGGGCUCCGUGGCAAUGCAUCUCGUUGCUUAUGGCGGCCGAGACGACCAUUUAUUCGCUGGUGGGGUAGGAGAGUCUGUGUUCUUCCCUACCCAAAGAAAAGUCAGCGAGCUGGAAUUUCAAUUCAAAAACUUCCUCAAAGAUACAGGUUGUGCAAGUGCUUCGGACUCAAUGGCAUGCCUUCGAUCGAAAGACCUACUUACCCUACAAAAUGCAAGCAGUACGGGACAUCCUUAUCCAGGAGCCGCCUCGCCACCAAUCUUUCCAUAUUCUCCAUGUAUCGAUGGCGACUUGCUAAAGGAUUAUCCGAAUAUUCUGUUUGCGGAAGGAAAGUUCGUCAAAGUUCCGGUCAUGAUUGGCGAUGACACUGACGAAGGAACUGGAUUUGCAGCCAACGCUUCUUCGCCACAAGAAGUCUCUACUUUUAUGCACAACAACUAUCCAGGGCUGACGCACUCAGACUUGCUGCAAAUAAACAAAAUCUACCCUUUGAUGCCACCAUUGCCAAAGCACGCGGCGUAUUUUCCUUCAGCUGAGAAAGCUUAUGGAGAAGUGACCUUCAUUUGUCCUGGGAUCUUGAUCUCCGACUCGGUGUCAAAGUAUUACGGUCCAACCCAAGUCUGGAAUUACAGGUACAACGUCCUAGAGGCUGAUAAUGUGGAGAACGGACUUGGCGUUCCCCAUGUCUUCGAGACUCCUGCUAUCUUCGGACUCGGCCUUUCGGGAGCCCAGUACGGAGAAGGUACGAGCUAUGCAAAUUACAAUUCUGCUGUAGUUCCCGAAGUUAUGGAUUAUUGGAUUCAUUUUGUAAGGUAUCUGAACCCAAACUCGGUGGAGGAGAAGAGCACAGGACCAUAUUGGAGCACCUGGGUCAGCGGUAAUGACAGACAGAGGAUAGUCAUACAGACGAAUAUGACAAGGAUGGAGACUGUCCCUCGGAAUCAAAGGGAGAGAUGUCAGUUUUGGCAAGAGUUGACGUCGCAUACUGAGACCUAA
This is a messenger RNA of Mollisia scopiformis, 1641 nucleotides long. RefSeq names its product alpha/beta-hydrolase. The coding region runs from base 1 to 1641 and encodes 546 amino acids. The record is from RefSeq and is a predicted model, not a curated record. NCBI's taxonomy places the organism in Eukaryota, Fungi, Ascomycota, Leotiomycetes, Helotiales, Mollisiaceae. The transcript has 3 exons.